This is a messenger RNA of Aspergillus alliaceus, 363 nucleotides long. RefSeq names its product ubiquitin-related modifier 1. The transcript has 3 exons. Gene Ontology annotation, biological process: tRNA thio-modification; protein urmylation. The coding region runs from base 1 to 363 and encodes 120 amino acids. NCBI's taxonomy places the organism in Eukaryota, Fungi, Ascomycota, Eurotiomycetes, Eurotiales, Aspergillaceae. The record is from RefSeq and is a predicted model, not a curated record. Gene Ontology annotation, cellular component: nucleus; cytoplasm. Gene Ontology annotation, molecular function: protein tag activity.
AUGACCACCGGCACAGAGGCUAGUCCCCACGCUGAGAGGACGGAGCCACCUUGCCCCUUCUCUAUCACCGUUGAAUUCACUGGUGGUCUUGAGAUGUUAUUUUCCAACGAGCGCAAACAUAAUUUCAUAAUACCUGCUAAAUUGAGUGACGGAGGCCGGCCGAAUAUCAGUUUCCUCCUCAAGCACCUGGCUGACAAUGUGAUGAAGGAUGAGAGAAAGGAACUUUUCAUCUUAGAGGAUAAUGUGCGGCCUGGUAUUCUUGUCCUCAUCAACGAUGCCGACUGGGAACUUGAGGGUGAAGAAAACUAUGAGCUCCAACCUAACGAUAAUAUUGUGUUCGUUUCUACACUGCAUGGAGGAUAG